Aegilops tauschii subsp. strangulata is the source of this 3479-nucleotide messenger RNA. Its product is annotated as clathrin interactor EPSIN 2. Gene Ontology annotation, cellular component: endosome; clathrin vesicle coat; plasma membrane. Lineage: Eukaryota; Viridiplantae; Streptophyta; Magnoliopsida; Poales; Poaceae. Gene Ontology annotation, molecular function: clathrin binding; phospholipid binding. Gene Ontology annotation, biological process: endocytosis. The record is from RefSeq and is a predicted model, not a curated record.
CACAAAAGAAACGAGAUUAUUGCUCUCCCUCCCCUCGCACCCGCCUACCCUCCGUAGCAGCGAGCGACAACUCAGGGAGACGAGACGAGAGGAAAGCGCCCCCGCCCCGCCCCCAUUCCUCGCUCGCACCCUUCCGCCUCGCGCCCACGCGUGGAAUCCCCUUUGACUCGCAGCUUCCCCCGCCGACGCCCGCCAGCCGCGCCGGCGCGGCUGCCGAUCCGCCGCCCGUCCCGCCUCCUCACUCAGGUCUCCUACCGAGGAGGAGGAGGAGCAGGAGGAGGGGACGCCCGGGUGCGCGCAGGGGGCUAGCUAGAUUCGGAAGGGCGCCAUGAAGAAAGUGUUCGACCAGACGGUCCGGGACCUGAAGCGGGGGGUGAAUAAAAAGGUCCUCAAGGUGCCUGGCACGGAACAAAAGAUACUUGAUGCCACAAGCAACGAGCCGUGGGGCCCACAUGGAUCCCUCCUGGCGGAGAUCGCCCAAGCAACGCAUAACUAUCAUGAGUAUCAGAUGAUAAUGAAUAUCGUGUGGAAGAGGGUCAGUGAUACCGGUAAAAAUUGGCGGCAUGUGUACAAGGGAUUGAUUGUCCUAGAUUACCUGGUAGCACAUGGAACCGAGCGAGUUAUUGAUGACAUAAGGGAGCAUUCUUAUCAGAUAUCGGCACUAGCUGACUUCCAGUAUAUCGAUUCUAGUGGGAGAGAUCAAGGUAGCAAUGUACGACGGAAAUCCCAGAGCCUCGUUAGUUUAGUUAAUGACAAGGAAAGGAUACUGGAAGUUAGGCAGAAAGCACUUGCUACCAGAGACAAGUAUCGGAGUGCAUUUGCCACGAGUGGGCCACACAGGAGUCCAGGUGGAUAUGACAAUGACCGUGAUCGCUACGAAGGAGGUAGAUAUGAUAACAGGAAUGGCUAUGGGAGGGAACGAGAUGGGUAUAGAGAUGAUGACAGAUACAGUGGCGCUGGAGAUACCCCCAAUAGGGAUGGAGAUCGUUAUUCUAGGGACUCUAAUGAACGCAACAGGGAAGAUGAAUACAGAGGAAGUAAUAGCAACCCUGAGUAUGCAGAAGGAUCAGGCCGCAGGAGCUACGGUGAUGAGGAGGCUUAUUCAUCCCGUGGUCGUGGCAGCAACGCUGAUGCGCCUACUCAGGAUGAGAGGCCUAUUGAGCGGAAGGCUUCUAACCAGCAGAUUGCUUCACCACCAAACUACGAAGAUGUCACAGGAGAUACCCAGGACAAUCAUCAUGAUGAAAGAAAUGGAGGGAGUGUGCCUGCUGUUGCACCAAAGGUGUCUUCUCCAUCUGUUCCUAGAACAAGCUUUCCCCCAGCCCCAGGGCAGGUGAAUGGUGUUCAUGAUAAGCCUGUCGAGGUUGUAGCUGCACAACCACCUGCUCCUGCUGCACAACCACCUACGCCUGCUGAACCGAAUGGUUUUGAUGAGUUUGAUCCACGUGGAUCAGUACCAGAUGCUUCACCUCCGGUGAAUACCUCACCGAUAAUGAAUAGCUUUGAGAUGGAUUUGUUUGGGUCAGAUCCUAUUGGUGCGCUGGCUUUGGUUUCUGUGCCUCAGCCGACUGACGUCCCAAGUGUUGAGCCAUCAUCAAGUUCAGGUUUUGAAACGGAUAGUUUUAUGGGCAUGCCACCUGCUUCUACUGGAUUCAGUGAGGCAAUUGAUGCUUCAAAUCCUUUUGGAGAUCCUACUCCUUUCAAGGCAGUUCAAGAAGAGAAUCAUGCAGCUUCUCAGACAAAUGCGACCCCUGCUGGUUCAUUCCAGGCCACAGGACCUGGUGCAGAUGUAAAUCCUUUCCAGCCUGCUUCAUCCACUAGCUUUGGUUUUGAAGAUACUCUCGGCGAUCUCAGUUUUGCAUCCAAUGCCGCACCUGGACAACAGGAUAUUUUUGGAAGCACCACCUCCUUACCUUCAGGGGUUUCACAUGCAAAUCCGUCCCAGCAGGCACCCCCGGCUUAUGUUCCCUCCCAGGCAUCUCAGCCUAUUACUCAUGCUGCUCCCAUGUUUGCUCAGCCACAAGCAUAUCCUGCAGCCACAAACCCAUCAUCAUUUCCUCAGGCUGCUGCGCCAUCAUUUGCUCCCCCACAGGCACCUCAACAUGCUGCACCAUCAUUUGCUCCUCCACAGGCACCUCAACAUGCAGUUCCCAAUCUACCAUCAGGCCCAUCAAACUUCUAUAUGCAACCGGCUUCAGGGACUGGCGUUAAUAGCCUGCCUGGGAUUCCUUCGCAGAAUGGAGCACCACCAUCCUAUGCUCCUCCACAGUCUUCUCAUCUUCCACCUCAACAUGCACCUCAGCAAAGCUUCCACCCACAAACUGCUGCACCAGCACCACAGGCACCAUCAAUUUCUCGAGGGGCAUCUCAGCCCUUUGGUGCCCCAAAUUCAGUGCCAUCUGGUGCCAGCACUCCUUUGCAGUCAAGUUUAUCAGCUCCCCCAGAAACACUAAUUUCAGCUUUGCAAGUUAGUCAGACCCAGCCAGUGAAGAAAUUUGAGCCCAAAUCUACAGUUUGGUCUGAUACAUUGACCCGGGGUCUUGUCGAUUUCAACAUUUCUGGCGCAAAAACCAAUCCACAUGCAGAUAUUGGAGUGGACUUUGAUUCAAUCAACCGCAAGGAUAAAAGACAAGACAAGAAGAUCUCUCAAGCACCUGUAGUAUCUACGAUCACCAUGGGCAAGGCAAUGGGAUCUGGCUCUGGCAUUGGUCGAGCUGGUGCGAGUGCCGUUGCACCCCCUUCCAACCCAAUGGGUGCCGGGCGGGGUGUCGGUAUUGGUGGUGCUGGUUAUGGUGGCGGAAUGGGAAUGAACCGGCCAAUGGGGAUGGGAAUGGGAAUGGGAAUGAACCAACAACCCAUGGGAGUGGGGAUGGGGAUGAACCAGCAACCGAUGGGGAUGAACCAACAACCCAUGGGAAUGGGCAUGGGGAUGAACCAACAACAGAUGGGAAUGGGAAUGGGGAUGAACCAACAGGGUAUGGGGAUGAACAUGGGCAUGGGCAUGAACCAGGGGAUGGGGAUGCGGCCUCCUCAGAUGGGGAUGGCUCCGGGCGGCAUGCCUGGCGCUGGCUACAACCAGAUGGGUGCUGGAUAUGGCGGGCAGCAGCCUUACGGCGGGUACAGGUGAGAUUACACAGGCACAGCGAGGGUUUGAGAAAACAGUUUAGCAGGCUUUCGGAUUUUGCUCACCUGGGUUUCCCUUAUGUAUGAUUGAUUUCUUUUGUUGGGGGGUAUAAUUUUUAUCACUAUUCUUUUUCCUAUCCAUCCAUGUUGGAUAUACUGUAUCUACUGAAAUGUAUCGACAUGGCACUGCCACAACUGCCGCGUUGUGUUUGGAUGCAAAGCCACAUGAUAUUCCAAGCUUGGUUGGUUGUAGUUGUAUAAUUCUCUAUAGGCUACUCUUGUCACCAAACAUAUGUUAUUUGUUUCAGCGUUCUUGCUGGAUAGGCAAUAAAAGGAUGUACUACCAUUUUGUUGAA